AUGGCUCACCUCAGCGCAAGUCGCGUUCUCUUCGAGGAGGGUCUCUACAGCGAUGUCACCGUCACACUCCAGGUCCCUGGCUCACUCAAAAAAAACCUCCACCUCCACGCCCGUAUUUUGGCCAAGGAGAGCGAGUUCUUUGGGACCCUCCUGUCUGGUAAAAAAGACCAUGGCGACAAGGCUAUCUCCUUACUCGACGACAAGGAUGCUCAAGGUUCUCAGAGGAUCGAAAUUCAGUGUGCCGAUGCAUCUGAGCUCUAUGCCUACGAGUCUGCCCUCCGUUUGCUCUAUACUGGAACUUGGUGCUCUGACCGCGACUUCCAAACCAGCUCCUUGGAUGCACGACUUCGCCGUGGGAUGGAUGUGAUGGGCUUGGCCACUCGUUUGUCUCUCAAAGGCACGACGAGCGCAUUGCUGCAGGACGAGAGUCAGCCCGAGUUGAUGGAAAAGCUGAGCAAGUCGUUGAGACCAGAGGAUCGGGAAGACGACCAGGCCAUUUUGAGGUUCGACAAGGACGCGCUUCAGCAGAUGUGCCGCGUUGCCGUCCUCAAAGUCGAGAUUCGAGACCACUGCGAGCUGGUCAUUGCUCGGAACCUCUAUGGGCCCAAAAAGUUCCGAGACCUUCGCAUGGCAGAGGUUCAGUUAUCUGAAUUGAGACCCGGCUAUAUCUUCCCUCCAGGCGGACAAGAGUCGAUCUAUCUCCUCAAGGGGGCCCCCUCCUUGCCUCUCCAUCCAUGCAGAGCCUCGAAUAUCGAGGCCCUUCGCCAGGUCGUCGACUACUACACCGCCUACAACUCUCAGAAACCACUACGGACGCGCGAGUACUAUGUGCUUCCAGAAGACAACAAGGCAUCCAAGGAUGACAAAACGUCACAGACCAUCAACACAUUCUAUAAGGUUGCCUUCUCGACCGGAUACCAAUGGCUUCUGGACCAAGUCAUCAAAGUCAGGGCCCCAUUCGAGCUGGUUGUUCUCAUGUUGAAAGACGCUAUCGACGAAAAUACCGACUCUCGCAGCGACGUGUUCUUCGGCGAGUUUGCGACCGUGCUGGAUGGGGACGUGUACCUGCAGGGCGUCAACUACAUCGCAGAGGGACUUUUACUCGCCUUCCAAGACCCCACGUUGGAGUCCUUCCGCAACCCUGGAGCCUCGGGAUCAUUGCUCAACAUGAUCUCGUACGGUGUCAACUCCUUGACGGACUUGCCACCCCUUCGAUCCAAGCCCAACCAGGACGACGCUGGAGUCACACAUAUCCACCAAGACUACCCCGCUCUCUCAACACUGGUUAUGGAGUUCUUCUGGCAGGUUCUUGAGCUGGCCCUGAAGCGGCCUCACCAUCUCGAAUUUGUUCAGCUCCUUCUGGAUUCGAUCACCAAGAUUGCACCCCUGACUCCUUUCGAGGUUGUUGACCGGAUCGAGGAGCGCCUCGCUGAGCUUUUGGAGGAGACCCGGAAGAAGAUCAUGGAGCAACGUGGCGAUGAUGGAGCAGACGACGAUGCGGACGCAGGAUCGGAUAAUGGCCAUGAUAAUAAAUCAGAUACCUCAGACAAGGACAAGGAGGAUAGCAACAAGGAGGAAACCUAUGCCCGAGCCCGCGCAACUGCCGACAACCGCCAAGGCGACUUCUCCAGAUAUGAUGAUCUUGAUGAGCGCACAUCUAUGGUCAGCAGUGUGCUGUUCGCCACAGAACCUACACACUCUGUCAAGCCUGGUACCACUAUUGACGAAGAGGAUGAUGAGUCUUCAUCGCGGCAUGAGCAGGAGGAGCAAGAGGACGACGCCGAUGCUGAACCUGAACCUGAAGUCGAGGCAGCUUGGAUGAGGCCCGAAUACCUGCAACCUCUUUGUUUGCAGCUGCUCACAAAGUUCCCCAUGACUAUCCAGUCAUCGUUGCUCUGGGCCAUCCAUGAUUUGCAGCUGUUGUAG
Messenger RNA from Linnemannia hyalina, 1926 nucleotides. Lineage: Eukaryota; Fungi; Mortierellomycota; Mortierellomycetes; Mortierellales; Mortierellaceae. The record is from the annotation of a GenBank genome assembly.